GGGACUUCGACGGUCCGGAACUGUGAUUGGUGUUCCACAUGGAUCUUGAUACACUGAGGCUAUUGGCAAGCGCGAUCGCCCAGAAUCCGGAUGCAGAAGCAGAGGAUGAGUACCUCAUUAAACAGUUCAAUGGUUUCUUACGAUUCCUCCUGAACGAGAACCGGACCAGCUCGCCAGAUCAACAGGAAGCAUUCAAACUCAGUUUGAAUUGCUUGACUAACCUGUGUUGGUCCUGCCAUCGGAACGAACUAUUACGGAAAGCCAUUGGUACGGACGAAAGAUGUCGAACGUUUGUCUCUCUGAUAAAGGACAUGCUUUUCCAGAACUUGAAUCCGGCGUUGCGUCCGUUAGUGAUUGGUCUAUUGUGCAAUCUCACUAGAGACGAGGUGUGGGCAGCUCGGUUCUUUCAAGAUGAUCAUGAAAGAUUAAUCAGUGCCGUGCUCCCAGCAAAAGUCAUUAUUGAUGACACCAUUCCGCUGCUUCUCAAUAUGACCAGUAAUCGAGAACUUCGCCGUCGACUUUGUGCUAAUGGGACAUUCCAAAUUCAACUGCUUAGCCGGUUCGCUUCCGAGUCCGACGCGGAACGAGCCGUCUUACUUGCCGGGAUAGUUAAAAAUUGCUGCUUUGAAGAUGAGUACCACCCACAGCUACUUGGUCCCAGGUCUCAGUUACUGGAGGUUAUACUCCGGCCACUUUGUGGUCCAGAAGAUAACAUCGACUCCGAGGACAAACAAGCCCUUCCUGUCAGUUUGCAGCAGCUGAUCGGGAACCCAUCCACAGUUCGUAGCAAAUCGAAUGAGCUCAAGUCGACAAUUUGUCAUGCACUGCUUCAGCUCUGUGCUACGAGUUGGGGACGAAAUCGUCUUCGGUCUGUUGGGACGUAUUUUAUCCUUCGGGAAUUGCACAAAUACGAAGGCUCGAAACUCUCCGACGGAACUUUAAAUGAUAUAGAAAUACUUUCUACAAAAUCCCUACUUUAUGACAUAGAGCAAGUUGUUGAUCAGCUCAUAUGUGAGGAACGAGACAGAGACCAAGCCACGACGGAGAAAAGCCUUCGUGAUAUUGAAGUAGACGAUGAAAUGGCUCAAAAGCUGGAGCGAGAUCGGGUGGACUACAUUGGUGUCAGCUGA
Molecule: messenger RNA, 1130 nt
Organism: Opisthorchis viverrini
Lineage: Eukaryota; Metazoa; Platyhelminthes; Trematoda; Opisthorchiida; Opisthorchiidae
Exons: 5
Coding region: 39-1130 (363 amino acids)
Source: RefSeq, a predicted model, not a curated record